AUUAAAAAAAAUAAAUCGACGAAGAAUUGGGACGCGUCUCCCCGCGUAGCCAUUUCAACGACUGAGCCGUAAUACUUAGUUACCCUUUUUUUAAAUACCCGAAUAAACUACACCGAGACUAAAAACUCGGCCGAAAGUGACGCCGAUAAAUCCACCAGCAAACGGCGUCGACGAUGUUUGCGGAAAGCGGGCGGAAGUGCAUCGUAGAAAUCACGGAGGCUAGUUUGAAACACUCCAAUGUUGUGGUGCAGUUUGUUGACUAAGCUUUCAAACACGAACGCUGUCAUAUUUAUGGACUUUAAUUUUCCAAGCGAGUUGUUGCUUAGUACCGAACACAAUGUUGGAGAGUUACGCCUCGGCUUACCUUCUUGUUAGCUUAGCUUUCUGUGCCAAGCGGGCACCCGUAGACGUGACGUCAUCCUGCUCUGUUUAGCUCGCGUUCGGAAGCUAACGUGGCUAAAUCAAUGAGAGACUCCGGUGAUGCCUGCAGGCGAGAGUAACUGGACAAAGACCCAGGAAGGAUGUGACGAGACGCUCGAGAAUCCUUCGAGUAGGAAAAAGUCCAAAAAGAAAAGCAGUGAAAGCAUAGUGCUCCAGACUUUUAAGAAUCUUCGUCUUAAAAAGGACGGCGAGCCCGAUGACGGCAACUCGCCGCCGGCCCAGCACAACACAAACGUCAACAACAGCAGUAACCAAGAAGACAUUCAAGCAUCUAAAGCCAAGAAAAAGAGCAAGAGGGAGCUUCCCAGCCGACCUCUGCCCAGCAAGAAGGGGAAACAGAAAGAUGGUGCGCCUGCCGACCACGAGGCGGAGCGCGCUGGGGGUGAUGACGAGGACGAGCUGCUGCGGCAGUACCAGCAGCAGAUAGCGCCGGAGGAUGAGGUGAAGGCAGAUGACGCCGUGAAUGACGACACGGGGAGGAAGAAAAAGAAGAAGCCGAAGCCUGUGACGACCGAGGCGGAGACGGGAGAUCAGGACCCGGAUGCUGAUGCGGAACAUAAGAAGAAGAAAAAGAAGACAAAAAAGUCAACUGUGGACGAAGAUGAAACCAGGGCAGUCCCUGAUGACGGUCUGGUGCUGGGGGUGUACGUGCACAGAACAGACAGCCUCAAGACGGACCUCCGCAUCUCUCAUCCCAUGGUGAAGGUCCACUUGGUGGACGAGGUCACCGGCCAGUACGUGAAAAAGGAAGACAGCCACCGCCCCGUGUCCUCGUUUUACGAACAGGACCGCGUGGACCACAUCCUGCCUAUCAUGACGCAGCCUUUCGACUUCAAGAAGAACAAGUCGGUCGUUCCCGAGUGGCAGGAGCAAAUCAUCUUCAACGAACCCUUUAGACACUUUGUCCAGAAGGAGCCCAAGGGCCCCAAAGUGGUCCUCUUCUUUGAGAUCCUGGAAUUUCUGAGUAUGGAGGAAGCCAAAGCCAACGUCGACGUUGACGUGAACGAGAGGGGGUUCAGAAAGAUUACGUGGGCGUUCCUUAAGCUUGUGGGAGCCAAUGGCGUGCUGAAUACCGGCAGCAAACUUCGCCUCCAACUCUACUGCCCGCCCACCUGGGCUCGGAGGCAGCCUGGCACGAUUGAGGUGGUCGAGUGGUGGCGACAUUACCCCCGAGUCAAAUACGCGUCCACUCUCUACGUCACGGUGAAAGGCAUCAAUGUACCUCAGCACGUGGACCCCAGCAUCCGCUCCAUGAUGGCCCUGCAGGAGGAGCGAGGCAGCACGACCUACAGCGAGCUGCAGGAAGGCGCCGCCAAGAGGACGUCGACGCCGCACUUGGACGACAAGCCGGAGGUGUUGAAAUGGAGCAGACUUCCCGGACAGGUCUGCCGGAUCCCCAACAAGUCCAUGCUGGCCUUCCGUGGCGGUCGGAUAGGAUGCAUGAGCGUGCUCUUCUCUCACGCCGGGACUUUACUGGCUGCUGCUUGUGCCGACCGAGAUACUUUCCCUGUCGUGGUGUUUGAGAUCCCUUCCGGGAAAGUCUUGACUGCCUUCAGCGGUCAUUUAAAGAUCGUCUACGAGCUCUGCUGGACCUCCGACGAUACACGCCUUUUGUCAACCUCCUCUGAUGGAACCGUCAGGGAGUGGAAUGUGGAGGACCUUCUACCAACUGCCCGGAAAGUUCUCCCACACCCUUCGUUUGUGUACUCGGCCCAGUACCACCCAGCGGCCCAGAAUCUAGCGGUCAGCGGUGGCUACGACGGCGUGCUGCGCCUGUGGCGGCUGGACGUGGAAGACGUCAACGGGCAACUCUUGCAGGAGUUCGAGUCCCACGGCAGUUUUAUCAACACCAUUUGUUUUGACGCAGAAGGGCACAGGAUGUUCUCAGCGGACAACACAGGAAGUAUCAUUGUGUGGAAGACCUCUGUAAGCGAGGAUCAUCAACCUUGGUGUCACUGGUCUGUAGAAAAGAUACAUGCAGAGGAGGACCUGAAGGGAGUGCCCAUCAACAUGCUGCGGGUCCAUCCUAACGGGCGCAGCCUCCUCAUCCAUGCCAAAGACAACGUCCUGCGAACAAUGGAUCUGAGAAUUUGGACAGUAAAAAGGUACACAGGAGCCACCAACCACCGGGAGAGGAUCUCCAGCACUUUCACGCCGUGCGGCAGCUUCAUCUUCUCUGGCAGCGAGGAUGGAAUGGCGUAUGUUUGGAACACCGAAACUGGUGACCAGGUGGCCAUGUACUCUGAGCUUUGUUACAGCUCGGCUCUCUGCGGCGUUUCCUUCCACCCUCACGAAAACAUGGUGGCUUUCUGCGCCUUCGGAGAAAAGCAGCCCGUGCACGUUUACCUCCACGACCGCAAAGUUUCCCAGCUGGACGCCCGCAGCAUGAAGGAGCUCCGCUCGACCUCUGCCGACACCAGAACCACCAGGAACACGCCCGACCCGCUCCCCAGCACGUGCGCGUCCUCCGCCAUGGAUCACUUCAGCCAGAUGACCCGGCUGGCGUUGAAGAUGCAGCGAGUCAAAGACCAAAUGGAUUCCGUGCUUGAGCCUCCACACAGAUCUUCAAGUGGAUACGAGCCAGUGACAGGAAGGAGCUUGUUAUCAUCGGACAUCAGCACGAUAAGAUCCAACGUGUCACUUCCGCCGCUGUCGGGCGGCUUCAGUCCAGUUGGUCAACAUCGAAAGGGGACGCCGUCCUUCAGGCGUCAGGCUGCUGCUCCCCCGAGCUACAACCCCGGACUGGACUCCUCUCAACAAGUGGUGGUCUCGCUGUACGACUACAAAGCCAACCGCUCGGACGAGCUGUCGCUGCGGCGCGGCGACGUCAUCCAGGUGUUGUACAAGGACAACGACAACUGGUGGUUCGGGAGCCUGGCUGACGGGCAGCAGGGAUAUUUCCUCGCCGCUUACGUGGAGGAUCAGAGAGACUCUGCUGAGGCGGUGGGCGGGCACGACGUCACGUCUGAUGGGACUGUGGAGAGGUCCACACCGACCAGGAUGUCUGCUGCAAUUACCGCCGCUGGGGAACUUCGGUUUCUCUCGGAGCCAAAUCUGUCCGACACCGAGCCGGAGGUGACGAAAGCCAAGCUGAAGAAGAAGAGGAAGGUUAAAAAGCUGCCAUCACCUCCGGCGUCGUCCCAGGCCACCUUUUCCGAGCCAGACGAGGACAGCAGGAGACCGCAGCCCGUCCGCCGUCCUCUCCCCAAGAGGCCGAGCAGGCAAGCCCACGGUAUUUUGCCGCCUGACUCCUGAUUGGAGACUUUUUGGUCAUUUCUGUGCGUGAAUACGACAAUCCUUCCAGAUGUUUAUUUAUUUUUCAUAAAAUGUCUGGAUGGAGUUUAUUUAUUCAUAAAGAUAUAUUAUUUUUUUAGCUCUUUUUUUUACAGUAAUUGUACAAGCCCUGUUUCCAUAUGAGUCAGGAAAUUGUGUUAGAUGUAAAUAUAAAUGGAAUACAAUGAUUUGCAAAUUAUUUUCAACCCAUAUGCUACAAAGACAACAUAUUUGAUGUUCAAACUCAUAAACAACUUUAGAAUUUGAUGCCAGCAACACGUGACAAAGAAGUUGACAAAGGUGGCAAUAAAUACUGAUAAAGUUGAGGAAUGCUCAUCAAACACUUAUGUGGAACAUCCCACAGGUAUGCAGGCUAAUUGGGAACAGGUGGGUGCCAUGAUUGGGUAUAAAAACAGCUUCCCAAAUAAAUGCUCAGUCUUUCACAAGAAAGGAUGGGGCGAGGUACACCCCUUUGUCCACAACUGCGUGAGCAAAUAGUCAAACAGUUUAAGAACAACGUUUCUCAAAGUGCAAUUGCAAGAAAUUUAGGGAUUUCAACAUCUACGCUCCAUAAUAUCAUCAAAAGGUUCAGAGAAUCUGGAGAAAUCACUCCACGUAAGCGGCAUGGCCGGAAACCAACAUUGAAUGACCAUGACCUACGAUCCCUCAGACAGCACUGUAUCAAAAACCGACAUCAAUCUCGAAAGGAUAUCACCACAUGGGCUCAGGAACACUUCAGAAAACCACUGUCUCUAAAUACAGUUGGUUGCUACAUCUGUAAGUGCAAGUUAAAGCUCUACUAUGCAAAGCCAAAGCCAUUUAUCAACAACAUCCAGAAACGCCGCCGGCUCCUCUCGGCCCGAGAUCAUCUAAGAUGGACUGAUGCAAAGUGGAAAAGUGUUCUGUGGUCUGACGAGUCCACAUUUCGAAUUGUUUUUGGAAAUAUUCGACAUCGGGGAAGCGAACCAUCCAGACUGUUAUCGACGCAAAGUUCAAAAGCCAGCAUCUGUGAUGGUAUGGGGGUGCAUUAGUGCCCAAGGCAUGGGUAACUUACACAUCUGUGAAGGCACCGUUAAUGCUGAAAGGUAAAUACAGGUUUUGGAACAACAUAUGCUGCCAUCUAAGCGCCGUCUUUUUCAUGGACGCCCCUGCUUAUUUCAGCAAGACAAUGCCAAGCCACAUUCAGCACGUGUUACAACAGCGUGGCUUCGUAAAAAAAGAGUGCGGGUACUUUCCUGACCUACCUGCAGUCCAGACCUGUCUCCCAUCAAAAAUGUGUGGCGCAUUAUGAAGCGUAAAAUACGACAGCGGAGACCCCAGACUGUUGAACGGUUCAAGGUCUACACAAAACAAGAAUGGGAAAGAAUUCCACUUUUAAAGCUUCAACAAUUAGUUUCCUCAGUUCCCAAACGUUUAUUGAGGGUUGUUAAAAGAAAAGGUGAUGUAACACAGUGGUGAACAUGCCCUUUCCCAACUACUUUGGCACGUGUUGCAGCCAUGAAAUUCUUAGUUAACUAUUAUUUGCAAAAAAAAAAAAUGUAUGAGUUUGAACAUCAAAUAUGUUGUCUUUGUAGUGCAUUCAACUGAAUAUGGGUUGAAAAGGAUUUGCAAAUCAUUGUAUUCCAUUUAUAUUUACAUCUGGUCAAAGAGUUUGUUACAAUAAAGUGACUUCUACAUGCUGUAAAGGACAACACAGAUGUCAUGUACAUAUUUACAAGAUUUAUUCAAAUCAGUGCUUUUUAAUACAGUUUGACUUGUCCCCUUUUAACAUGAGCGUGUGAACCAUGGAUGUGGUGUUGGGGCGAGGUCUCCUUUGACUUUGUCACAGAGGAGCAUUCAGGAGAGGACGUGAUUCAUUCUGUCCCGUCUCGCCCGAAAACCUUGAAAAGAAGCAGAAAUACAAA
This is a messenger RNA of Nerophis ophidion (straightnose pipefish), 5618 nucleotides long. RefSeq names its product Abelson helper integration site 1 (gene ahi1). Gene Ontology annotation, cellular component: ciliary basal body. Lineage: Eukaryota; Metazoa; Chordata; Actinopteri; Syngnathiformes; Syngnathidae. Gene Ontology annotation, molecular function: protein binding. Gene Ontology annotation, biological process: motile cilium assembly. The transcript is spliced from 25 exons. The record is from RefSeq and is a predicted model, not a curated record. The coding region runs from base 481 to 3696 and encodes 1071 amino acids.